AUGUCACAGACAGUCAAAGAUUAUACUUGGAGAAGAGAUGAAGGUUUCUGGAAAGAGACGUACCCUGACCUUGACAAGGGGUCCGCAGACACAACUGUCUACUGUCAGCCGUGUGAAGAGGAAGGCAAACGCGCUAAGGCUUACGGCUUCUGUCAGACCUGCGAGGAGAACAUGUGUGCUCCCUGUAUCAAGGCCCAUAAGAAAUUCAAGAUGUCCAGGAACCACAUUAUGUUGUCGAAAGAUAAAAUGCCGUCUUCCUAUCCACCAACCAAGCAGUCAGACAUCGGCAACACGGGGUACUGUAAAAACCAUCCAAAGGAGAUAAUUAAGUUUUACUGCCCGACUCACGGCGACCUUGGCUGUGGUGACUGUGUCGUACUCGACCAUCGCAGCUGUCAAGUCCAAUACAUCGCUGACGUGGCUAAAGAUUAUGUCAUUGGAAAUGAAUUCAGAGAGCUGGAACCAUCGAUUAAACGAGCUGAAGAUCUUUUAUCUGGGUCUAUAAGUAAUGUCAAUGAGCUUUUGGACGAGGUCGAAAACCAGUCUAAGUAUGAGAUCGCCAGAUUGAGGAAGUUCCGGGAAGAACUCAACACCUACCUGGACGACCGCGAGAAGGAGUUGCUAGACAACAUCCGGAAAGUGAAGAUCGAUGAUGAAAACGUGCUGAAUACCUUAAAGACUGACUGCGAGUCGGCGAAAUCGGGUCUUGAGGCCAUGAGGACGGAUCUAUCGUCCGGUGACAUCUCGGUGAAUCAGCGGUACGUUGCGGCGAGGAGAGCCGAGAAAGACAUACAGAAUAUUCUUGAUAAGAAUGAGCAGAUGACUGGUCUGAUAAAGGCCAGAAAGUAUCGGUUUCUUAAGAACGAGGACACGGAACGUCUUCUCGGAUCGAGCAUGGGUCUGGGAACACUGGACGUUGCGGGAGAAUUUGUUCCAGUUCCUGACCUCUCUACUGUAACAUGGAAGAAGGGAGCGGAUAUCAAUGUUAAAGCGACUCCGGACGACAAAAUCUCCUAUAUCUCUGGCGCAGCCCUGCUCUCUCCUGGAAUCUUACUUCUGGCUGACAUGCGUAACGAGAAUGUCAAACUUGUAAACGUCUCCGCCCGCACCGUCACGUCCUGCCUCCGGCUGCCAGGCAAGCCCUGGGACGUGUGUAUGCUCCCUGAUGACCAGGCCGCAGUCACUCUCCCGUACAAGUCCACCAUCCAUCUGAUGUCUACAAAGGAAGUACAGUUGUCGUAUGGAAAGGAAAUUAAAGUAUCACCCGACUGUCGAGGUAUUGCGUCUUACAACAACAUAUUAUACGUUUCGUACACAUCAAACCCGCGUAUUGAAGUGAUGACAUUAGAUGGUCAUAUUAUAAGUACAUUUCAAACAGAUGAUCGAAGACAACUUUUCAAGGAACCAUUUUACCUGACUGUGUCAACUUCAACACCACCGACCCUGUACGUGUCUGACUUCGAUGCCCACACCGUUCUCCAGCUGUCCCUAGACGGGAAGGUCUUGGGGGAGUACCGAUACGAGCAGCUCACCCGUCCCAGAACCGUGGUGGAGGUAGGGCCCGGCCAGAUGACGGAAGUACUUGGAGAGAUGGACGGACUGUACAAGUCCUACUCUGUUAGCUUCUGUCCUCACACUCGUGCAAUAUUUGUCGGGACUUAUAGUGACUCCCUGAGGGUCUUUAAUGUAAACUGACCGUGUUUCUUCACAGAAUCUUUUGCAGAACUUACUAUGUAAUAAAUAAGGUUUAAACAACCGAAUAGUUAAUGCAAUAACAUUUAUAGUUUAACAUUAGCUUACAGAUUUUAUUAGUUGUUAACAUGUUUAAUGAAAAUGAAUGACCAUUCUUUUUAUGUUAAAAUGGAAAUAAUGAAUGCAUGUGGUAUCUGUUUCAGAAGUAUUGUA
Molecule: messenger RNA, 1905 nt
Organism: Mya arenaria
Lineage: Eukaryota; Metazoa; Mollusca; Bivalvia; Myida; Myidae
Product: E3 ubiquitin-protein ligase TRIM71-like
Exons: 3
Coding region: 1-1695 (564 amino acids)
Molecular function (GO): zinc ion binding
Source: RefSeq, a predicted model, not a curated record